AUGGCGAUUCAGUCGCUGUUUGCGGUGAAGGUGUACGUUAACAUCACGAACAUGGAGGAUCAGAAUGACAAGACGCCUGUGGAGAAAGUGUCGGUCGGCGUUGACGAGGUACAUGACGUGAAGGGCGUAAAAGCGGAGCCGACGCCUGCGGCGUCAUCGUUGCCAGCUUCAGAACAAAAAUCGCACUCUACUGGCGAAAACAUCAACGAGGGCGCCUACAUCAACGGAAAAACUUGUGCUAAAACAAUAAUAAACCGAGCAGGGAAAAUUGAGAGUGGUAGUGGUAGUGGAGAUCAGGAAGGAUGUCAUCAUGAAGAUGGGAAAGAUAACACAGCUAAAAAAAGAAAAACUCGCAGAGGUAAACCUAAGCAUAGAAAAUUAAAACCGUAUUCAAAACAGCAGUUAUACUAUCAACAACAGCUACGGUAUAGAUCAAGAGGUCGAUUAGAAAAAGCUGGUAGACAACCUACAGCACCAUAUAACACUACUCAGUUUCUUAUGAAUGAUCAUAGUGAUCUUCCAGACCUUGAUCAAAAGCUUUCAGAAGCUGCUUCGACAGAUACACCUGCUACAUUUCAGAAACCAUCAGCUCCAUCUCGUACUAGAGACUCUAGUUUUAGCGUAGAUUCUGAUGAGGAUUAUUUUUAUUCGUCUCCAGAGGACGAAGAAGAAUUUUUAACGAAGGAAUUCUCAACAGCAUAUGAAGAUCUUCAUGCUGAAAGGUUGAGUACGUUAAGUAAAUCAGAAUUAAUACAAGAAUACCUACAGUUAGAGGCCAAAGUAGAUUUAUUGACGAAACGGUUACGCGGCAAAAAUUUUCAUCAACCUGAAGAGAGAGAUUUAGAAACCCAAAGUAGUAGUACAGAUUCAGAAUCGACAAAGAAAUUAAAAAUCUGUCAACAACGAAUCGAUGAUUUGAUGCAACAGAAUGAACAGCUGAAACGAGAAAAUGAAUCAUUGAGAGCUCAAAGACAUGGUAGUCCAGUUUCAAGUGUUGAUAGCGAAAGCGACAGUGACAGUACAAGUAACGGAAAUAAAAGCAGAUGUGAUUGUCCCCUUUCAAGUUCUAGUUCUUCUUCGGAGCAUGUAAAACCUCGGUUUAUAGUAGAAAAAAACAAUUUGGCAAGUACCUUGUAUGAGAAGUAUAACAUGACAUAUUUGAACGAUCAUAUUUAUGAUAUUUAUGAUGGUUAUGAUUCCUCCCUGUAAAUUAUAAAGAGCUGUUUUUAUAUUAAAAG
Messenger RNA from Nomia melanderi (Alkali bee), 1238 nucleotides. NCBI's taxonomy places the organism in Eukaryota, Metazoa, Arthropoda, Insecta, Hymenoptera, Halictidae. The record is from RefSeq and is a predicted model, not a curated record.